Messenger RNA from Salvelinus namaycush (lake trout), 4949 nucleotides. Its product is annotated as myelin-associated glycoprotein-like. Bases 549 to 2447 code for a protein of 632 amino acids. The transcript is spliced from 11 exons. The record is from RefSeq and is a predicted model, not a curated record. NCBI's taxonomy places the organism in Eukaryota, Metazoa, Chordata, Actinopteri, Salmoniformes, Salmonidae.
GAGAGUCAAAGGCCUGGUCCAUGGUCUGAGACAGACUGGCCACAGCAGAGAGGGCGGUAGAGGAGAGGAAUGUGUGGAGUGGGUCUAGGAAAAGGCAGAGAAAUGUUUGAAUUCAUAUUCAAAACUACACACCACACAUUCACCACAGCCUGCAGCUCACACAGUCGCUCUCUUUCCCUCUUUCCCUCUCUCUCUCUCUGCCUCUGUCCCUUUUUCUCUCCCCAUCCCCUGUCCUAGAAUCCAUAGAACCCGGCAGACAGGAUUUUACAACCCGUGGAGACGCACAAGGGAACCACACGCCCGGGGAGAACGUAGAACCGACAGAACCGAGGGAAGGAACCGAGAGGGAGCCGGAGCCUGGUGCUGAAGCUGAGAAGUUAAGGGAGAGGGCUGUUGAGGUGUCUGGGUGUGAUUGGGCACCCUCUAGUGAACAUUACUACUACUACUACUGCGACCACCAAGCUGAGGAAUCAGAUAUUUUCUGUCUUGGCUACUUUUCGCCCAUUGAGCAAUUCAAGAGGCCUCUGGUUCAGGGUUAAAUAGACGCCAUGUGGUGUUUGGAGCUGCUUCUGCCGCUGUUGCUAAUCAUCAAAGAUGUCAGUGGCCAGUGGAACGUAUGGAUACCCAGGGACAUCUCGGCCAUGACCAACUCCUGUGUGGUCAUCCCCUGCACAUUCAUGUACCCGUCUGGUAUCCGGCCAUACCGCGGCAUCCACGGCAUCUGGUACUUUGGCCAGCCCUACCCCCAGCUCUUCCCACCUGUGGUGUUCAAGACGCGCACAGAAAUCGUACAUGAAAGUUACCAAGGGCGUACCAAGCUCAUCGGGGACCUGCACCAGAGGAACUGCACUCUGCUCAUCAGUAAUAUCGGUACAGAGCACUCAGGGAGGUACUACUUCCGUGCCGACCUGGGCGGUGCCAACAUCUACACCUACCCAGACUUCUCUGAGCUCAAGGUGCUGGACCAGCCGAACAUUGACAUCCCUGAGGAGAUAGUCGCUGACGAGAAUCUGGAGUUGACGUGCUAUGCUCCAGACAACUGUCCAGAAAAUAGCCCAGAGAUCCAAUGGAUGUACACAGACUACCUGCCUGAACCCGAGUAUACCUCAGACUACGUGGAAGAGAGCAACACAGCCGUGCUGUCCAGCACGCUCACCUUCACCCCCAGGCCCAUGCACAACGGUCAGCUGCUGGGCUGCAGGGUCUACUACCCCAACACCACCCUGGCCUACGAGAGACUCAUCUCUCUGGAUGUCAAGUAUGCCCCUCGCUCGGUGUGGGUGAACGUGUCUGCGGAGGUGAUGGAGGGCAGCUCAGUAACGCUGCACUGCGAGGUGGACAGUAACCCUCCUCCCAGGAUCUCCUGGCUGUUUGGGGACCAGGAGCUGCUUUGGGACACGGCCUCCAACACCUCGCUCUCCCUGGAGGACUUAACCCCCUCUCAGGAGGGCAUCUACACCUGCGUGGGGAAUAACGGCUACGGCGUCAUGAACACGUCCAUGUACCUGGCCGUCUUGUACCCUCCCAGUGAGCCAGUGGUAAAUGGUUCCCUGACCAUUAUGGAAGGUUCUUCCAUCUCCCUGCAAUGUAGCACACAAGGCAAUCCCGCGCCCACCCUCACCUGGCUGAAGGACGGGGAGCUGGUGGGCACCAUCACGGCCGAGGAGGUGUCUGUGCUGGAGCUUCUGGAGCUCACCCCUCAGGGAGAGGGACAGUACCGCUGCCUGGCAGAGAACGAACACGGACGAGCCAGCAGCUCCCUCAACAUCACUGUGGAAUACGCCCCAGUCCUUCUGGACGAGUCCAAGUGCGCGGUGGUGAGGGAGGGAGUCCAGUGUGUUUGCAUGGCUACGGGUAACCCUGAGCCCACCAUCGAGUUCUACCUCCCCGACAAGAACAUCACCAUCAACGACACGUUCGGCCGCUACAACUACUACACGCGCACGGACGGCCACACGUCCACGGGCAUGAUCAAGCUACGGGAGAAGGGCGAGCGCCUGGGCAACGGCGCUGUCAAUGUGCACUGCAGCAUUAGCAACAUGUACGGGUCGGAGAGCUUUCAUUUGGAGUUACAGCAGGAGAAGAAGUACAUGAUGGCAGUGAUCGUUGGCACCAUCGGUGGAGUGGCUGUCAUCGCCUUCAUCAUCGCAGCAGUGAGAUAUGUGGGCCAUAACAACAAGAAAGAGAAUGGCAACCCUGGGCAGGACCUGGUCUCUAAACUGGAGAACCCAGCGUUGUACUACAGCACAGUCAAGAAGGACAAACAAUGUUUGAGGAAGAAAGUGGGAGAAGACGGGGAUUAUCAACCUGUGGGCUCUAUGGCAGACCUGGAGAGGCAAGAGCUGAACUACGCCGCCCUGGAGUUUCUGGGGGGGCGCUCCAGGGAUGGGGGGACCUCAGGGAGGGGGGAUGACGGCAGCGACUACACCGAGAUCAAGGCCAAAUGAAUCGCGAUCCUUCCCUGACCCAUCGUCACCGCGGGACACAGUGGCAGCCAUGUUGUCGCCCCCUUCCUCACGUCAUUCGCCCCCUCUUCAAACGUCUUCCCCCCUCCCCCGUGGACACCAUCACCACCCUUCACCAUCACAUCAAGAUCCCCCAUCGUCUCUCCCCGUCCCUGACUCAUCUCAAAUGACGUCCCCGUUAGUCGACCCUCAAGCCUCCAGGGGGAGCCCCAGUCACAUCUCGCCACCCAGGACUGCUGGUAGCUACUUGCAGGGUCGGAACACAGCCAAGUGGACAAUGUAAAAAGAUCUUUGUAUUAUCAGCAGCUGUCGGUCUCCCAGCUCUUACCCUACUGGUCAUAGUCACAAAAUUCCCUCACAACAGGUGCAAUGUGUUUGUUACUGUACUGUAUCAUCUAGAUUCAAUGUUGCUAUUUCCAUCUCUAUACCAUUAAUUGUUUGCAUUGCUAUCAAGCUUGGGACACAGUAACACAUUUUCUGGGGCUCCCCUUCUGUAUGUCACCCUAUAUCAUACUUAUAGCUAGCCUGGUUAAACCAGAUUGAACGCUGCGCUCACCAGUUUUCCUGUGAAAGGCAACGCAAUCAGCUUGGAUACCAGGCGAACUAUCUAGAUCUGUCCAUUAUAGUCCUUCUCCACUGUGUCCGCUGCCAGUCGAAGUGUCUGGGAAAGGGGUGUAUUUUGUGCUUUUUAUUUUCUUAUCUCUAUUUCUGACCCUGGAUCUGGAGGAAAUGAGGGAUCUCUUCCUGAUCCAGCGGUUGUCAACACUGACCAGUGUUCAACAAACGCCAGGCCUGAUACAUAUCCAAUUGAAGCCAGUCAUCUUCAUCUCACAUAUUCUGUUCCCACAUAGAGUUCAAUAGUGAUGUGUGCUGUGACUCUGUGGCUUUUGAUGAUGAUGAGAAAUGAAUAUUUAUUUGAUUUUAUAUAAAGAGAGAAGAUGUAUACUCUUAGAGGUUUAUCCAGCCUUGAACACAAGGUUCUGUUUGUGCAAGAAGUGGGCUGAUUUUUUAGUUCUUAUGCAUUAUAAGCACUGGUUGAGUUGUGGUUUGCUCUUCGGGAACUGUGCUGGGCUAACACAGAAUGUUCUGUUUAUGUCGUUGGCCAUGAUUUAAUUAUAGUAUUUUUGGACGAUUUCUCUGUUUUGCUAAGUGUAAGUGUUAACUUAUACUUAAAUGGGAACCAAUGGGGUAGAAUACAUUUUUGGAUCAAUCUGGCAUACAUGACUCCACUGUAGCACUUGCACAGCAGGCCAAAAUGUAUCUCGUUGAGACAAUGUGUGUGUGUGUGUGCAAACAGUGCUGAAAGAUCAGCGAACACUGAUCACUGUGGCUGUUUCAAAGGAUCACUUUACCUGAGACCGCCUCUCCCAACAUGUCUUCUUCAAUGGUUGUGAAUUGUGAAAUCGAAGCCUAAUCCUAUAGGGUUGUAUCAGAUGAGGCGUUUGAGUGGCACAACAUUGAAGCUGAUAUACCAGUUAGUUGUGCUAUUCAAAUAUACGUGAUCAACUCAUGUAUUGUAAUCUCCAAGCUCACUAAUGACAUCACUAGAUAACAAUGACUGUUAAUACAAUAUUAAUAAGCUGCAUAUAGAUGGGUAAAAGGAUACCAGUAUACAUUAUGUAAAUAAAUUCCCUGCAUGACUAUUAUGCUGUCAGCCAUAUGUGUAAAUAUACUACGGUAUGUACAUGCUCAGUAUUACAACAGUGAUUUACACAGGCAAGUCGGAUACAGGUUUGGUAACACUUUAACUGACUUCUCUGUCAUAAGGGUGACGUAACGCGGUCAUAAAAUAACACAUGUCAUUUUCGGUCAUGAAAACUGAUGUGAAAAUACUGACAACCCUUUACACUGUCACGACACAAAUGGUUAUUUAUGUAAAUUAGUUGGCUAGCUGUAUUCUAAGCCAAUAAACUGACUGAAGCAAAGAUUUGUGCCAUGACAGUGUCAAGACAGCUGUCAAGCUUAUGUCAGCUGUCAUGACUGUUAAUAACAUAUUUUAUGUAAUUGUUCUGACAUGGUUUAGUCACUAGACCUAAUGUCAGAGCGUUCAAGAUGUGUUACCCAACAUUGAGACAUGCCAAUAUGGACAUCCGUUUAGUAACACUUACUGUCGUCAGUUCUCUUGAACGCCUCAUGGGGGGUUUAUUUCUUUCUAAACCUGGAAACAAAAUGGAGAAGCGCUGUUCAUGUCUUAUCUAAUUUGUUUGUCACAUAGUGUGUUGGAAAGCAGAUUUGUACUUUCUUUAUUUUGUGGUAUUCAUUAUUGUCCUUGUGAUGAUUUUUUUUAUAUCUUUGACACAAUAAUUCCGAUCAGAAUUCUGCAAUCUUUCUGCAAAUUAGCACUGUUAUUACUUAAUGACAAUAUGAGCUCUAUGAUGAUGUUUGAUCAUUCUCUUUAUUUUACAAGUCUGUCCCGCCUCAAGCAAAGCCAUCUUUCUUUGGUUCCAAACAACAAAUAAAUAAAGUAAACAACAGAGAAUGUGA